Apis laboriosa (Himalayan honeybee) is the source of this 518-nucleotide messenger RNA. It is a transcript of the gene Polr2D, whose product is annotated as DNA-directed RNA polymerase II subunit Rpb4. Gene Ontology annotation, cellular component: P-body; RNA polymerase II, core complex. NCBI's taxonomy places the organism in Eukaryota, Metazoa, Arthropoda, Insecta, Hymenoptera, Apidae. The coding region runs from base 134 to 448 and encodes 104 amino acids. Gene Ontology annotation, biological process: transcription initiation at RNA polymerase II promoter; positive regulation of translational initiation; mRNA export from nucleus in response to heat stress. The record is from RefSeq and is a predicted model, not a curated record. The transcript is spliced from 2 exons. Gene Ontology annotation, molecular function: translation initiation factor binding; nucleotide binding.
AAAUAAAUGAAAGUAAAUAAUAGGAUAUUGUCGAUUAUAUAAACGAUAUGACAAUUUAAUAAAUGUGUUAUUUAUAAUUUUUUUUUUCUUAGAAUUUGAAAACGCAGAGACUCUUUUAAUUUCGGAAGUGUAUAUGUUAUUGGAGCAUAGAAAAGCACAAAAUGAAUCAGCAGAAGAGGAACAGGAAUUUUCCGAAGUUUUCAUGAAGAGUUUAACGUAUACGAAUAGAUUUCGCCGAUUUAAAAAUAAAGAAACAAUUGCUGCUGUGAGAAACUUGCUUAUGCAGAAGAAACUUCAUAAGUUUGAGUUAGCUUCGCUCGCGAAUCUUUGUCCGGAAACUCCAGAAGAAGCGAAAGCCUUGAUUCCCAGUUUAGAAGGACGAUUAGAAGAUGAGGAACUUAGAACAAUAUUGGAUGAUAUACAAACAAAACGAUCUUUACAAUAUUAAAAUAUAAUUCAAAGUUAUCGUUCCUCUGUGAUCAUUUCGUAUAACUUUCAAUAAAAUUUUAUUUAACUGU